GUAACGCAUACGUUGCAUGUACUGGACACGGCUUAGAUCGUGUGGUGGAAAGACAUAAAAAUCGAAGGCUCUGCGCGAGAGGCUGGAUUUGUAAAUGAUGGAAAAGAAAGGAGGAUCAAGGGACUUUAGGUUCAUCGUUUAUUUUGUCUUAGUAGCACUGCACGGACAGCAGGCUUUGGCGGAAUUGAGAUACUCUAUUCCUGAGGAGGUAAAAGAAGGAACUGUUGUUGGAAAUGUGGCCAGAGAUCUUGGUCUGGACAAAACCUCGAUUGUCGAUCGAGGGUUCCGCGUCGUAUCUGGAUCUAAGGACGAUUUUUUCGAGGUAAAUCCUGACAGUGGUGCUUUAUUUGUUCAUAGGAAAAUCGACCGAGAGGAGCUUUGUCAGGGAAAUGGUGCAUGCUUGAUGGAGCUUAAAAUGCUGGUUGAAAACCCACUGGAAAUGCACCACGUCGUUAUAGAAAUUACGGAUGUAAACGACCAUUUUCCCAGUUUUUCUGAAAAGCAACAAAUAAUUGAAAUAGGAGAACUAACAUCUCCGGGAACGCGAUUUCCUCUACACGCAGCACGUGAUCCCGAUGCUGGAGUUAACUCCAUCCGCUCAUACACGUUAACGUCAAAUGAACACUUUGAAAUAGAAAUUACUCAAAACGAAGAAGAGAAAACGCCGUUUUUGGUGCUGAAAAAAUCGUUAGAUAGAGAACAAAAAAACAAGCACUCGUUAAUUGUCACAGCGGUCGAUGGAGGUAAACCUCAGAGAACAGGGACCCUGAAUGUUUCCAUUAUUGUUCUUGACAGUAAUGAUAAUCGUCCAGUGUUUAGUCACGAGACUUAUCAAAUUGAAAUUUAUGAAAACGUCCCAGUUGGCACUACUGUUUUAAAGGUGAACGCUGUAGAUCCAGAUGAAGGAACUAAUGGAGAAAUUGAGUACAGUCUGAGCAAAACACUAGGACGCAAAGUGUACGAUAUAUUUGAACUCGAUAGAGUGACUGGACAGAUUACAGUUAAAGGACCUGUGGAUUUUGAAGAAUCGCAGAUUUAUAGAUUCGAUGUAGAUGGAUCCGACAAAGGAACACCACCAUUAACAGGAAGGUGUAGCGUUAUUUUAAAAAUUAAAGACGUCAAUGAUAAUCCACCAGAAGUAGAAGUCACAUCACUGUCAAAUACAGUGCCCGAAAAUGCAAAGCCUGGAACCGUCAUCUCUUUACUCAGCGUGACAGACAGAGAUUCUGGUGCUAACGGGAAAAUCAUCUCACAAAUAACUGAUCAAGUUCCUUUUGAACUGAAGCCCUCUUAUAAAGAAAACAUAUACUCUGUUGUUACAAAGGAAUUUUUAGAUCGAGAAAAGAUGUCACAAUACGAAAUAACGAUAAAAGCUACAGACUGUGGUGAACCUCCUUUAUUCACGGUUAAAACAUUAGCCAUUCAAUUAUCAGACGUAAAUGACAACAGCCCACAAUUCAACCAAAACCCACUUGAGUUUUACCUGGUGGAAAAUAAUAUAGCUGGAGCAUCUAUAUUUGCUGUAACAGCGUGGGACAAUGACAUCAAUGAGAAUGCUGGGAUAUCUUAUCAUAUUGGUAGAGGAGGGACAGAAAAUGACGCGACAUCUAUGAUAAGUAUUAACCCAGACAAUGGACAAGUAUCAGCUCUGAAAAAGUUUGACUUUGAGACUCUGAAGACGUUCCAGUUCCAAGUCGUGGCCUCAGACUCUGGAACUCCGUCACUGAGCAGCAACGUCACAGUGAACGUGUUCAUCCUGGAUCAGAACGACAACGCUCCAGUCAUCCUGUAUCCAGUCAGCUCCAACGGUUCUGCUGAAGGUGUGGAAGAGAUUCCCCGCAAUGUGAACGCAGGACACUUGGUGACUAAAGUCAGAGCCUAUGACGCUGAUAUAGGAUAUAACGGCUGGUUACUGUUCUCACUGCAGCAGGUCACUGACCACAGUCUCUUUGGCUUGGACCGCUACACAGGACAGAUCAGAACACUGCGCUCAUUCACAGAGACAGACGAGGCUGAGCAUAAACUGCUCAUACUGGUCAAAGACAAUGGCAACGUCUCACUCUCAGCAACAGCUACUGUGCUGGUGAAACUGGUGGAGCCCAAAGAGGCGUUUGCAGCUUCUGAUGUCAAAAGUUCAGCAAAACACGACGAGGAGAAUAAUGUGACUUUCUACCUGAUGAUAACUUUGGGCUCAGUUUCAGCACUUUUCCUCAUCAGCAUCAUUGUGCUGAUUGCAAUGCAGUGCUCCAAGUCCACAGACUAUACUUCUAAAUAUCUGCAGGAGCCUAAUUAUGACGGGACACUGUGUCACAGCAUCCAGUACAGAUCUGGAGACAAGCGCUACAUGUUAGUUGGACCCAGGAUGAGUGUAGGAUCUACUAUAGUCCCAGGAAGCCACGCAAACACGCUGGUGCUUCCUGACAGGAGGAGAGCAUCUGUAGAGGUAAGAUGUUUAAAAUCCACUGCUUUGUUUACAAAGUCAUAUCGCUGAAUAUGGUGGUUCCUC
Molecule: messenger RNA, 2506 nt
Organism: Betta splendens (Siamese fighting fish)
Lineage: Eukaryota; Metazoa; Chordata; Actinopteri; Anabantiformes; Osphronemidae
Product: protocadherin alpha-8-like
Exons: 1
Coding region: 95-2491 (798 amino acids)
Biological process (GO): homophilic cell-cell adhesion
Cellular component (GO): plasma membrane
Molecular function (GO): calcium ion binding
Source: RefSeq, a predicted model, not a curated record